Molecule: messenger RNA, 1416 nt
Organism: Trichoplax adhaerens
Lineage: Eukaryota; Metazoa; Placozoa; Uniplacotomia; Trichoplacea; Trichoplacidae
Exons: 1
Coding region: 1-1416 (471 amino acids)
Molecular function (GO): iron ion binding; heme binding; oxidoreductase activity, acting on paired donors, with incorporation or reduction of molecular oxygen
Source: RefSeq, a predicted model, not a curated record
AUGGGCGUUAAUCGUAUAUGGUCAGCUUUAAAAAAGGUAUCUGGCCCUAAAGCAAAUUGGCUAAGUGGAAAUCUGGAUGAAAUCGGUUCGCUAGAAAAAUACCUUAGUGCUGUUACUAACUUGUGCCAGAAAUAUCCUAAAAUGUUUCCGCUAUGGUAUGGCCCCACUAAUCCGGUCUUGAUGAUUAGCAGUCCCGUUGUAGCACGACAAUUUAAUAAAUCUGCUAAUACUAAAGAGAUAUUAGUCCAUCGAUUUACCCGCGAAUGGACUGGACCCGGGCUACUCUAUUCCAAUGGAGAACUGUGGGCAAGAAACAGGAAAUUAUUAACGCCUGGAUUUCAUUUUGAUGUCUUGAAACCUUACAUGGUUGUCUAUAAUGAAUGUACCGAUAUUUUAAUCGAUAAAUGGGUCAAACUUGCUGAAGUCGGUAAACCAUUCGAAGUUUUAGAAGAUAUGUGCUUAUUGGCUUUCGAUAUUAUUGUGCAAUGUGCUUGUUCAACUCAGUUAAAUCCUCAAACACAUGGCUCCAAGCAUCCGUUUUUAGUUGCAUCUCGUGAAAAUACCACCUUGACUGAAGCCAGAUUGUAUAAUCCACUCUAUGCUAGCAGUUUUAUCUAUGGAUUAUCUUCUAGUGGCAAGAAAUUUUACUCCAAUGUUGCUUAUUCUAGACAGUUUGCUAAAGAGAUUAUAAUUCAACGUAAAGCUGCUUUAGAAAAUCAAGAUAAUGUCAAUGAACACAGAAAACAUCUUGAUUUCCUCGACAUUAUGUUGACUGCUCAAGAUAGCGAAGGUGUAGGUAUGACUGUUGAUGAAAUUGUCUAUCAAGUCAUAACCUUUUUAUUUGCAGGACACGAUACAACAUCUUCCUCCCUGUCAUGGUUGUUGCACAGCUUAGCUGCUAAUCCUGAAUGUCAAAAGAAAUGUCGAGAAGAAGUGGAUAACGUACUUGGAAGUAGAACAAAUUUAGAAUGGCAAGAUUUAGCACAGCUCAAGUACUUAACCUUAUGCAUUAAAGAAUCGCAACGUUUACAUCCAACAGUACCCAUUCUAGGAUAUACACUUGGCGAAGAAAUGACGGUUGAAGGAUAUACAUUCCCUAAAGGCAUGGAUAUUGAAUUUCCUUCUUAUGUCUUUCAUCACGAUCCAAAUUGGUGGGAAGAACCGUGGAAAUUUAAUCCAGAACGAUUUACCGCAGAAAACUCAAAAGGUCGAGAUCCCUACGCUUUCAUGCCUUUUGCGGUCGGAACUAGAAAUUGUAUUGGACAAAAUUUUGCCUUGCAAGAACUAAAAUCAGUAGUUGCUAAAAUAUUACAGCGUUUCGAGCUAUCUACACCUAACUCAUCGUUUCAUCAUAUUCCUUCAUUGGUUUUAAAAAACAAGGAUGGAAUAUGGAUAUCUCUGAAGGAGAGAUGUUAA